GCGCCCCGGCAGCCCAUAGCACCGAACUACAAUGACCAGCGUGCCCCGCGCUCAGCCCCCUUCUCUUGUAGCCUCGAACGCAAGGGAGGCUCAGUGGACCUGGGAGCUGAGAAUCGAUUAUGUCGGCCACUCUGGGCAGCGGGGAGCGCUGGACUGAAGGUACCAGGACCUGGACAGAAGCUUACAUUGAUGCAGUUAGAAGAAACAAAUACCCAGAAGACAGACCUCCCGAGAGUCACGAGCCCUGUGGUUGCUGUGACUGUAUGAAGCCACAAAAGGAAAAGAAGUCUGAGAAUGAGCGGAACCAGACCCGGCAGGGUGAGGGCAGCUCCACUUAUACUGAGGAACAGCUGCUUGGGGUACAAAGGAUCAAGAAGUGCAGAAAUUACUAUGAAAUUCUGGGAGUUGCCCGAAAUGCCAGUGAUGAAGAACUUAAGAAAGCUUAUAGAAAACUGGCCCUGAAAUUUCACCCUGAUAAGAACUGUGCUCCCGGAGCAACAGAUGCUUUCAAAGCGAUAGGAAAUGCCUUUGCAGUGCUGAGCAAUCCUGACAAGCGAUUCCGCUAUGAUGAAUAUGGAGAUGAACAAGUGACUUUCACUGCACCUCGAGGCAGACCUUAUAAUUAUUACAAGGACUUUGAAGCCGACAUCACUCCAGAAGAGCUAUUCAAUGUCUUCUUUGGAGGACAUUUUCCUACAGGAAAUAUUCAUAUGUUCUCAAAUGUGACUGAUGACAUUCAGUAUUACCGCCGGCGGCACCGACAUGAGAGGACACAGACACGGAAAGAAGAGGAAGAAGAUAAAGCUCAGACUACAUAUUCUGCAUUUAUUCAGUUACUUCCGGUUCUUGUGAUUGUAAUCAUAUCUGUCGUUACUCAACUGCUGGCUGCUAAUCCUCCAUAUAGCCUAUUUUAUAAAUCGACAUUGGGCCACACCAUUUCUAGAGAAACCCAGAACCUCCAGGUGCCUUACUUUGUGGAUAAAAACUUUGACAAGGCCUACAGAGGAGCUUCUCUGCGUGACCUGGAGAAGAUAAUAGAGAAGGAUUACAUUGAUUACAUCCAGACGAGUUGCUGGAAGGAGAAACAGCAAAAGUCGGAGUUGACAAACUUGGCAGGAUUAUACAGAGAUGAACGACUGAAACAGAAAGCAGAAUCGCUGAAACUUGAAAACUGUGAAAAACUUUCCAAACUAAUUGGGCUCCGCAGAAGUGGUUGAAAGGAUGAUGGGUCUUGCACAGGGUUGGGGUUUUCUUAUUAUUUAUGUUCCUAAUUCCAUUUUAUAAUACAAAAUCAGGAAAUGAUGAACAUUUUCCUAUUUGCUAAUGUUGUCUGUUGCACAGAGUUGAAGGAAAUUGAGCAUGGAGCCAGGCUGGUCAUAGAGAAACCCUUGCUGGGCAGGGCUGCUUCUCUAAGUUACAUGAAUGGCUGAGCAUUUCUCUCAGCCCCUGCUCCAUGUCUACCUUGCCUCUCGGAAUGCAGUUCAGGGCAGCGGAGCACAUCCAAAUCUCCUUUUUUUUCCUGUGACUAGUUUGAUUACAGAAAAAAUGUCUGUUUUCAGCCAAAUAUGGUGGUGCAUGCCUGUGAGCCCAGCACUCAGGAAGCUGAGGCAAGAAGAUCACCAAGAAUUUGAGGCCAGCCUGGGCUGCUACAUAGUUUAAGGCCAGCCCAAAUUACAUAGUGCCGUCUGAAAAAAAAAAAAAAAUCUGUUUUGGAUUUAGGAAGGAUGCAUUUUUCUUCCUUCUUCCCUCCUUCAGUGAAGUCUCACUAUCCAGGCAUUCUAGACUUAUCCAAAUCAGCUUCAUGUUACUUACAAUUAUUUACAAUGUCUGUCAAGAAUUAGACAUCUGGGCUGGGGAUUUAGCUCAGUGGUUUCGCUGCCUGCUGCGCAAGCGCAAGGACCCAAAUUCAAUCCCUGGUACCAAAAAAAAAAAAAAAAAAAGAAUUAGACAUCUUUGGAGUCAUCAGCACCCUGAGGAUUCAGCCCUUGGAACUUAUUCCUACUCAACUUUCUGUUUUCUAAGGGGAAUGUGCAGAAACUAAAGCUAUUCAGCCCAUAGUUUUCUAUUAUCCCAAUCUCUGUUCAGUCAAGAAACAUUAACAAACUGCCUGAUUUGAGGUUCUUUUAUUUUCUUAAUCCUCUCUCUGGCAGAGAGUCCAGAAAAAAAUUGAAGACUGUGAAACAGUUCAGCAGACAGCUCAGCUGCAGAAAGAAGGGCCGGGGGAGAAGCUAAAACGUAAGACUCUGUUUCUGCUCCUCGGUGCAGAUUCCCCAGUCCACCAUAGAAGGCAGAGACUCUCCUUUGUGUGAUAUCCCCUUGGUGUCAUCACUUGGAAUCGUCGACCUGAGUCCCUGUCCCAGAGGCACAGUGGCCAGAGCUGAGAAGAAGCACUGGCUCAAUCCUGGGGGUAGAAGGGGACAUCCUGUCUAGCAUUGGCCCGAAGUCAUUUUGUUUAACCCAGUGCCCUAGAGUUUGUAAUAUGAGAUGCUUUUUCAUUCAUUCACCAUUUACUGAGAGCCUCUUAUAAAACAGGGGCUGUCACAUGUAUUUUGUUACUUAAGCCUCCUCACAACUGUGAAGUUGAGGUUUUAUCUGUUUUUAUGAAUGAGAACCUUGGCCCAGAGAGGACCGUUGGUCUGAGUCAGACAACUGGUAGUGGCAGAGCCAGGUGGUAGGGCAAUUGUCAAAUAGGAAUUGUGAGAGAUCACCUUUAAUUCUCAAGGGAUCCUAGUCACAUUGGCAAAGUAGAAUCUUUCCCAAGGGUGCCUCUGUGCCCACCUCUCCAGAGUACCCUUGGAUCUUUCUACAAAAGUCCUGCAUCCAUUUGGGACAAUUUCCCUGCAGUCUUUAGGAAGCAGGGCCCUACACAAGCCCUGAACACAAAAUAGGAGGUCUUUCAAAGGCAGGCAAGCCUUCCUGCUGGUGACUAGAACUAAGGUAUCACCUAGGCUACAUGGUAUCAGGCCUUCCUGUGGAGGUGAGCAACCAGGAUUGAGCUGCCAGAUUAUCAUAGACGUGUCCAGUGCGGUUCAACAUAUGUGUGUGUUCCACAGAGGCAGGAAGUGGGUUUAUAGGUAAAGAAUGGGGCUUUUAGUGGCUGGUAGGGGACAACUGCUCAGCUACAGAGAGGAGGAGCAGUUCUAGAAACAGCCAGAUUUUGCUGCCCACUUGCUAAGGCUGGCUUCAAACUCAUGAUCCUCCUGCCUUGGCCUCCAGACUAGCUGGUAUAAAGCUGUGCACUACCACUCCCAGUUGUCUUGGGUUUUUUGGGCCUCCUUGACAUGUGAAUGACAGGGGAAUUUACCCUAUAAAACGUGCUUAUGGAAAGUUCCUAUACACACAGAAAUCAAAGCUCUCCUCUCCCUACCCUCGACCUCUGCUAGAAAAUGGGCCAUAAUGAAACUAACUUGACAGAUUAAAAGACACUGCUCUAGAUGCCCAAGAAUAGCAUAGUCACACAUUUUAUGGACUCCAUAGUAGUGAUGAAUUAUCUGUGAUGAUCCUAAAUAGAGGUGGUAAUAACCUCAUUAAAUGUUGUGCUGAUUGUCUAUUUUUAUAGCAUUGAUGGUACUGUUUUAUUUAUUACUAAUAGGCCACACACUCAUGUCUGGUUUUUCUCAAAGUAUCCUUUGGCUGAGGGAUAGUUUAAUCUACUAUAUUUGGUACUCUCCAGACACUUGUUAAACUCUAAUUUCCUUGGUUAUGUUUAGAUGGGUUGUCUGCACGGUGGUAAGAUAAGCUUUUUUCCUCUUGCCUAUGUCCUUUGGAAGACUUCCUGAUAGCACAGAAACUCUAGGUGAGGCUGGCUGUUCCUGCUGUCAGAACUUGGCACAGAGCGGGUUGUUUCUUUGAAUGUUACUGCAGACUGGUGGCAUAUGCUGGGAGUGAGACUAAGAAAUAGGGCUUAAGGCUCACACAAAACCUCAAGCUCUCAUUCAAAUGAUCAGCAGUGAGGAGGCAUGAAAAGCCUUCUCAUCUCAGUAAUGUUGCAGCUGGAAGGAACUCAUGUCCCUGGAUUAUUAGUGGCUCCAGGGUUCAUCUGCUCAUGCCAGAAAACCUUCUGAGCUUCCAUGAUCAGCCUUAGGCCUCAAAGCUUGGGAGUAGGAACCAAUAAGAAAAGGACAUUGCUAUGCUUGCUGGUGAAAACAACUAGAAAUUACAGUGAAUGCCAAACCCCACUGGAACAUGGGCCGAAGGAGCCUGGCCCAGGAUGUGCUCUUCUCAGAUCUUCCUGGUGCCGUGAGGGUUUUGGGGGAUUCCAGCAGCACUCUAUCACAGCUGGCCACACAUUGAUCCACCGUCUGUGCAUGCACCGCUCCUCACAGGAGCUAGCACUUCCCUUGUGUUUAUUUUAGACUCAUUGAAGGUGUCUCUGUAGUGUCCUAAUAUAUUUAUUUUUGGAAAGGUCAAGUUACUACCAUCUUAGUUUUUGAACCUGGAUCGUUGAUACCUCAUGCAGUGGCCACCAACUGCCUACCCAUGUGUCAGCUAUGGAUGGCAUCAUUUGCAUCCCUCUCAGUAUUCUCAGUUAAAGAUGUUCUGUGACCAGAGUCACGGAUGACACAGAUGAAAUCAGCUCCUGGUGGAGUAAGAAUCCUGAAAACUCUGGUCACCUGAUCUACUGCAUCUAGACUGUAUUUUAACAAAGUAAAACAUUAAAUGAUUUUAUAGAAAGA
Molecule: messenger RNA, 4676 nt
Organism: Heterocephalus glaber (naked mole-rat)
Lineage: Eukaryota; Metazoa; Chordata; Mammalia; Rodentia; Bathyergidae
Gene: Dnajc18
Product: DnaJ heat shock protein family (Hsp40) member C18
Biological process (GO): cellular response to misfolded protein
Cellular component (GO): endoplasmic reticulum membrane
Molecular function (GO): Hsp70 protein binding
Source: RefSeq, a predicted model, not a curated record